AUGUCGCCGCACGCCCUCGUCACCGCCGACAGCACCGAGAGGACCGUCGACCUCUCCAAGUUCGCCGUCACCAAAAACGCCUUUCUCCCGGACCGCAGCCCGUCGACGAUCCUCUCAGAUCCCUACUACGAACCCUGGGAACGUGUCGGCCAGAACUUGUCCUCCCUCAUCCGCCAUGGCACCAUACGGGAAUCCAUCGCCCAGCUCCCCGUCCUCUCCACAGAUCGUCUCCAGACCGAGGCCGAAUGGCGGAGAGCAUACACGAUGCUCGCCUUCAUGACGCACGCCUAUGUCUGGGGCGGCGACAAACCCGAAGAGGUCCUCCCACCUUCCAUCACCAUUCCCUUUCUCCGAAUCGCCGACCACCUGGAGCUCCCUCCCGUCCUCACCUAUGCCGCCGCCAACCUGUGGAACUUUUCCUGCUCCGGCCAUGAUUUCUCCAACCUCGAGCACCUCACCACCCUCUUCUCCUUCACCGGGACCGAGUCCGAAGCCUGGUUCCUCCUCAUCAGCGUCGCCAUGGAGGCCAAGGCCGCCGGCAUCCUCCAGACCAUGAUGGCGGCCCUCGAGUCCGUCAAGGAACGUGAUUACGAUGCCGUCACCUUUGCCCUCAGAGAGCUGCGCGCCUGCAUCGACGGUGUCAGCGCCCUUCUCGAGCGCAUGUACGAGAAGUGCGACCCCAUGGUCUUCUAUCACCAGAUCCGCCCCUUCCUCGCCGGCAGCAAGAACAUGGAGGCCGCCGGUCUGCCCCGCGGCGUCUUCUACGACGAGGGCGACGGCAAGGGCGAGUGGAGGCAGCUCCGCGGCGGCAGCAACGGCCAGAGCUCGCUCAUCCAGUUCUUCGACGUCAUCCUCGGCGUCGAGCACCACGCCCACGGCGGUGGCAACCGCAACCCGAACGGUCACACGAACGGUCACGCAAACGGUCACGCAAAUGGGCACGCAAAUGGGCACACACACGGUCACACACACGGUCACACACACGGUCACACACACGGUCACACACACGACCACACAAAUGCCAACGGCAACUCCGCGGCUGCGCCGAAAAGCUUUCUCACCGAGGUCCGCGACUACAUGCCCGGCCCCCACCGCCGCUUCCUCGUUCAUGCCGCUCGCAUGGGAAGCAUUCGGGAGCUCGCUCUCGUACCACCGACGACGGACGAACAGCGUCGCCUUCGGGACGCCUACUCUGCUGCCACGGACGCUCUGAGUUGCUUCCGCGACAAGCACAUACAGAUUGUCACCCGGUACAUUAUCCUGCCUUCGAAGCAGGCCUGGAACGGCCCAGGCCGACAGAACCUCGCGAGCGCUUCCUCGUCGAAGCAGGCCGCCGGCGAGCUGACCGGUACCGGCGGCACCAUGCUCGUACCCUUUUUAAAAAAGACGCGGGAUGAGACUUCCCAGGCCGGUCGCCUAAUGCGAUAG
Molecule: messenger RNA, 1428 nt
Organism: Drechmeria coniospora
Lineage: Eukaryota; Fungi; Ascomycota; Sordariomycetes; Hypocreales; Ophiocordycipitaceae
Product: indoleamine 2,3-dioxygenase pyrrole 2,3-dioxygenase
Exons: 2
Coding region: 1-1428 (475 amino acids)
Biological process (GO): 'de novo' NAD+ biosynthetic process from L-tryptophan
Cellular component (GO): cytoplasm
Molecular function (GO): metal ion binding; indoleamine 2,3-dioxygenase activity; heme binding
Source: RefSeq, a predicted model, not a curated record